AUGUCAUCUUUAGCUAAAGACUUCAUCAACUUUUUAAACGAAGCUUCAGGAUCUCCAUUUGUUGCUUGUCAAGUUGUACAGAAAAGACUUGAAUCUGCUGGUUAUGUCCGUCUUAAAGAAAAUGAGGUUUGGAACCUUGAACUUCAUAAAAAAUAUUAUCUUGUUAGAGAUGAUAGCAGUUUAGUUGCAUUUAGAACUAACAACGCAAAUGCUACAUCAAGGAUUUUCAUUACAAGUUCACAUCUUGACUCUCCUUUCUUAAAAUUAAAACCAAAUCCUGAUGUAUUCAAGAACAAUCUUGCACUAGUAUCUUGUGAAGUGUAUGGUGGUGGAAUUUGGCAUACAUGGAUUGACCGUGAUUUAGGAAUAUCUGGAAGAGUUAUUUUAGCUAAUGGAGAAAGGCAUAUUGUUUCAAUUAAGGAGCCAUUGUUUAGAAUUUGUGGAUUAGCAAUCCACCUUGACACUGAAAGAAAAUACAUAAUCGAUAAGGAUAAACAUCUCUCUGCUGUGUGUGCAGAAGCAGCAUCAAAGAAUAUUUCUGCAUAUAACUUACUUCUAAAUAAAAUUGCUGUUCAAUUAAAAGUAGAUGUAAAAGACAUUAUUUCAACUGAUCUUUGUCUCUGUGACUGUGAACCUGCAUCAUUUUUAUCUUUGAAUAAAUAUAUUGUUGGUCAAGGAAUUGAUAAUUUAAAUGGUGUUUUCACAUCAUUACAAGGAUUCUUCUCUAGUGAACAACUUAACCAAAACUCUCAACAAAUAGAUAUGUUUGUAGCAUUUGAUAAUGAAGAGGUUGGAUCAACAAAUAGAAGAGGAGCACAAAGUGUUUUUUUAACAAAUAUCAUUAACCGUGUUCAUUCUAUUCUUUUUAAUAAUGAAAGUAUCCAAUCAAUUUAUGUAGCUUAUUCAAAAUCAGUUGUUUUAUCAAUAGACGGAGCACAUGCUUCUCAUCCUACUGUUGAUGUAAUGGAAAAGAAUCAUCCAAUAAGACUUAAUAGUGGGCCAGUUUUAAAAGAACAUUGUGGACAAAGGUAUAUGUCUGAUGGACUAUUACGUGCAAUGGUCGUUAAAGCUGCUGGAGAUAUUCCCACUCAAACAUUUGUUCUUAAACAGAGUAUUCUUGGUGGAUCGACAAUAGGUCCACAUGUUGCUGCAACAACAGGAAUGACAACUAUAGAUCUUGGUAAUCCAAUGCUUUCUAUGCAUUCAAUUCGUGAGAUGUGUGGUGCUCUUGAUGUGGACUACAUGACUCAGUUAAUAGAAAGAAGUUACAUUUCUUUCCCUGCUAUUAUUUUUUAA
Molecule: messenger RNA, 1296 nt
Organism: Entamoeba nuttalli P19
Lineage: Eukaryota; Evosea; Mastigamoebida; Endamoebidae
Product: aspartyl aminopeptidase, putative
Exons: 1
Coding region: 1-1296 (431 amino acids)
Biological process (GO): proteolysis
Molecular function (GO): aminopeptidase activity; zinc ion binding
Source: RefSeq, a predicted model, not a curated record